Molecule: messenger RNA, 9856 nt
Organism: Salmo salar (Atlantic salmon)
Lineage: Eukaryota; Metazoa; Chordata; Actinopteri; Salmoniformes; Salmonidae
Product: glutamate receptor ionotropic, NMDA 2B
Biological process (GO): monoatomic ion transport
Cellular component (GO): membrane
Molecular function (GO): ligand-gated monoatomic ion channel activity; signaling receptor activity
Source: RefSeq, a predicted model, not a curated record
CACACACACACACACAGCUUAUGACAAACAAUUUCAAUCAAUAGCAUUUACAUCUUCAACUUUGUCUUUUUUCUUCUUCUUGGAUAAAAAAAAGGGGGUUCAAUUCAAACAAACACCCCAUGUUUAUUGCUUUGAGCGGGAUUUCACCAUGAAGGACUAAGGAACCCACACCACAUUUUGUGUUUUCAAGUGGCAGCUCUGUCUUUACUGUUGUCCCACUCCUCUGAUCACCACUAAAUUAAUAAUGAGUUACAGACAAGAGUUAAAUAGUCUUGACAAAGACCGAACGUACAGACAGAUGAUGGUGACUAAAUAAACGAGGGGCGCGACAGAAGAAACAGAAAAAGGGAAGGAGGAAGACACAUUCUAAUCUCCGCAUUGCCACGGCAACCGUUGUUCACACACACUCACACACGGAGUUGUCAGAGGAAACCUCGCCGCGCUGUAUCAUCCAGUGGAAGAAGACGGGAGGAUGAGUCAGACGACAAGAGACAAAUGAGAGAGCACCUCGCCCCUCUCCAUCUCUUUCUCCAUUCGUCAUUUCUCAAUUUAUUUUUUGAGUUCUCCUUACACACUCAAACUUGACACACGCACACUUGUUCAAGCCAAGUGCUCAUCCCUCACUCCAUAAGCCCUCUUCACGUCUACUCCUCUCUGCACGGCUUCAUCUGUUCAUCCUUCCCUCCACCCGGUGCUAUGAGAGGAGUAGUUGGGUCCCAGACCACACCACCAUGCCAGUUCUGAAGAGUGGAGAGGAGAUCUGGGCUGGCAAUGUACAAGGUACUGCAUUUACACUCCUCCACGAUGCUUGUCAGCCUCCUCUCCCCCUCCCCACUCCAGGACAGGCGCGUCACCUCCUCCUUCCCCCCUCCUCCUCCCGAACACACCUCUUCCCCUCAUCAGCAUCCUCGGCUGGCCCUUCCCUCCCUCUCCCUCCCUCUCUCCCUAUCUCUCCUCCUCCUCUCCCUAUUCCUCCUGCCCAUCUGCGAGUCGGCGCGGUCGCCUGGGAGGGGCGGAGCUGGCCAGGGCGGUGGAGCACCAGGAGGAGCACCCGGGACGGGAGGAGCAGGAGGCGAGAAAGGAGGCCAGAGGGGCACAAACCUCAUCCCCCCUCACUACCCCCCUUACUACCCCCCAGUAUCCCCCGCCCGGCCCCCUGCGCCCCCAUUACCCCCCAAAGUGGCCUCCUCUCUCAGCAUCGCCGUCAUCCUGGUGGGCAACUCUAGCGAGGUGUCGUCGACCUACGUGGAGAAAGAGGAGUUCCUCCAUGUACCCCACCCUACCAAAGUCCAACUGGAGACCAUGAACGACACGGACCCCAAGAGCAUCAUCAACCGUAUCUGCACCCUGAUGACCAACACCUGGCUGCAGGGGGUGGUGUUCGGGGAUGACACGGACCAGGAGGCCAUCGCCCAGAUCCUGGACUUCAUCUCUGCCCAGACACACAUCCCCAUCCUGGGCAUCCGAGGAGGCUCCUCCAUGGUCAUGGCUGCCAAGGACGACCACUCCAUGUUCUUCCAGUUUGGCCCGUCCAUAGAGCAGCAGGCCUCCAUCAUGCUGAAGAUCAUGGAGGAAUACGACUGGUACAUCUUCUCCAUCGUCACCACCUACUACCCCGGAUACCAGGACUUUGUCAACAAAAUCCGGAGCACCAUAGAGAACAGUUUUGUGGGCUGGGAGCUAGAAGAAGUCCUCCUGUUGGACAUGUCUGUGGAUGACGGAGACGCUAAGAUCCAGAACCAGAUGAAGAAGCUGCAGAGCCCUGUCUACCUGCUUUACUGCACCAAGGAGGAGGCCUACACCAUCUUUGAGGUGGCAAACUCUGUGGGACUGACGGGAUACGGGUACACCUGGAUCGUACCGUCGCUAGUGGCCGGCGACGCCGAUAAUGUCCCCGCCGUGUUUCCCACAGGGCUAAUUUCGGUGUCGUAUGAUGAAUGGGACUACAGUUUGGAGGCUCGGGUGCGGGAUGCAGUGGCUGUCAUCGCCAUGGCGACCUCCACCAUGAUGCUGGACCGGGGGCAACACACACUGCUCAAGUCAGGCUGCAACGAGACCCCUAACAAGAAGGGCUCCAAACAAGGCAACUCUAAUGAAGUGCUCAAGUAUCUGAUGAACGUGACGUUCGAGGGACGUAACCUGUCGUUCAGUGAGGAUGGAUACCAGAUGCAUCCCAAACUGGUCAUCACCCUGCUAGACAAGCAGAGACGCUGGGACAAGGUGGGUAAGUGGGAGAACAGCUCCCUGUCCAUGAAGUACCACGUGUGGCCCAGGUUUGAGCUGUUCUCCGAUGGGGAGGCCCGGGAGGACGACCACCUGUCCAUCGUGACGCUGGAGGAGGCUCCCUUUGUCAUCGUGGAGGACGUGGACCCCCUCAGUGGCACCUGCAUGAGGAACACCGUGCCAUGCAGGAAACAGCUUAAAAUACUCAACCAGACAGUACCUGGCCAGUACACCAAGCGCUGCUGUAAAGGUUUCUGCAUCGACAUCCUGAAGAAGAUCGCCAAGCAGGUCAAGUUCACCUAUGACCUCUACCUGGUCACCAAUGGAAAGCACGGCAAGAAGAUCAACGGCACCUGGAAUGGAAUGGUCGGGGAGGUGGAGCAGAAGAAGGCCCACAUGGCCGUGGGGUCACUCACCAUCAACGCGGAGAGGUCUGAGGUCAUUGACUUCUCUGUGCCCUUCAUCGAGACGGGGAUUAGUGUCCUGGUCUCCCGUAGCAACGGCACUGUCUCCCCCUCCGCCUUCCUUGAGCCGUUCAGUGCGGACGUGUGGGUGAUGAUGUUUGUGAUGCUGCUGCUCGUGUCGGCGAUCGCUGUGUUUGUGUUUGAGUACUUCAGCCCGGUCGGCUACAACCGCUGCCUGGCAGACGGACGAGAGCCCGGUGGCCCCUCCUUCACCAUUGGCAAGGCCAUCUGGCUGCUGUGGGGCCUGGUUUUCAACAACUCUGUCCCCGUCCAGAACCCUAAAGGCACCACCAGUAAGAUCAUGGUGUCGGUGUGGGCCUUCUUCGCUGUCAUCUUCCUGGCCUCCUACACUGCCAACCUGGCUGCCUUCAUGAUCCAGGAGGAGUAUGUGGACCAGGUGUCGGGCCUCAGCGACAAUAAGUUCCAAAAACCCAACGCCUUCUCCCCGCCAUUCCGUUUCGGAACGGUGCCCAACGGAAGCACGGAACGGAACAUCCGCAACAAUUACCCGGAGAUGCACCAGUAUAUGACCAGCUUCCACCAGAAGAACGUGGACGAGGCCCUGGCAAGCCUCAAGGGAGGUAAAUUGGAUGCCUUCAUCUACGAUGCUGCUGUGUUGAACUACAUGGCCGGGAGGGACGAGGGCUGUAAACUGGUGACCAUCGGCAGCGGGAAGGUUUUCGCCACCACAGGUUACGGCAUCGCCAUCCAGAAGGACUCUGGCUGGAAGAGAGCAGUGGACCUGGCCAUCCUCAUGCUGUUCGGCGAUGGAGAGAUGGAGGAGCUGGAGGCUCUGUGGCUGACGGGGAUCUGCCACAACGAGAAGAACGAGGUGAUGAGCAGCCAGCUGGACGUGGACAACAUGGCAGGCGUCUUCUACAUGCUGGGGGCGGCCAUGGCUCUGUCGCUCAUCACCUUCAUUGCCGAGCACGCCUUCUACUGGCAACUGCGCUUCUGCUUCAUGGGCUACUGCACCGGCAAGCCAGGCUUUACCUUCUCCAUCAGCAGGGGCAUCUGGAGUUGUAUCCACGGGGUCCAGAUCGAGGAGAACAAGUCGGCCAUGGACUCUCCAUCGGCCACCAUGAACAUGAACAUGAACAACACCCACUCCAACAUCCUGCGACUGCUCCGCACAGCCAAGGACAUGACCGCCAUCCCGGGGGUCAACGGCUCGCCGCACACGCACGGCGCCCUGGACUACGGUGGCCACCACCGUGGCGGCGGCGAGUCGCCCAGCAUCUACGACAUCUCUGACCACCGGCGCAGCUUGCAAGAGCGCAAGGCCCCACCGCCGCCCUACCUACCCGAGGACAACAUGUUCAGCGACUACAUCAGCGAGGUGGAGAGGACUUUUGGCAACUUGCCCCUGAAGGACAACAACCUGUACCAGGACCAUUACCUGCACCACCACUCAGGCCCGGGACCCGGGCUGGCUCUGGGUAUGUCCGGCCCCCCGCCUAACAGGCCGAGUAGCUUAGGCAGUACCAGUUCAUUGGAGGGAGGGAUGUUUGAUUGUGACAGUUUAGGGGGAGGGGUAGCGCCCAUAUUCACCACACAGCCCCGCGUUGCCUCCCUGACUCACAGGAACACCAAUAAGUUUGACCUGAUCGCCGGCCACACCUCGGCCUCCGGUCAGCAGGGGGGUCAGUUCAAGUCGAACGACCUCUACGGGAGGUUCUCCUUCAAAGGCGGGGCGUCCAGUUCUGGGUUUAUCGACAGGGGCGGUCACGACAGGUACUGCAUGGGUGGAGGAGGAGGGGGUGGCGGGGGCUCGGGGGGCGAUGAUGUGUCGGAUAUAUCCUCACACACCAUCACCUACGGCAAUCUGGAGGGCAACGCCAAGAGGCGUAAACAGUACAGGGACAGCUUGAAAAAGAGGCCCCACUCAGCCAAAUCCAGACGGGAGCAGGACGAGAUUGAUUACCGGAGGCGAGCCCACCACCAUCACACCGUCCACCACCACUUCUCCCGCGGGCCCCUGGGACACCGCUCGGCCUCCCCACCCCUGGUCCCCUCUGAGCGGAAGAGAGGAGGAGGUGGAGGAGGUGGAGGAGGAGGGGGUAACUCUUCACCUUACUUAUUCCGCGACAAAGAAAAUCUGAGGGAGUUCUAUGCGGAGCAGUUCCAUUCCAAGGAGGGCUCUGCCAAGUGGGAGCAUGUGGAUAUGUCUGACGGGCCUUGUCCGAUGGGUGGUAGGGGAGGAGGAGUCGGUGGCAGUAAUAGUGGUAGUGGCAUUUGUAAGAGCCUAGUGCCCGUGGAGGAUUUCCUGAAAGGUAACAAACCCAAGAAGUCAGAGAGUAAAAGUGGCGUAGUCGGAGGAAUGGGCUUGGGGUUGUCAGGACAACAGGCCCACACGUGUUGGGAGAAGAACAUGUCUGAAGUGGGGGGUGGAGGCAUAGCAGGGGGUGACUGGGAGUGUCGGAAUCACAGUGGUGGUGGUGGGGGAGGAGGGAAGUCCAUCUCUCACCAUGGAGGAGGGGGGACCUGUACGCAUGGGAGCGCUAGUGGCGGAGGGGGAGGAGGGGGUGGGAGCGCUAGUGGCGGAGGGGGAAAUAGUCGUCCAAGCUCUGCUACUUGCAAACGGUGCGAGUCGUGUAAGAAACCAGGCAACCUGUACGACAUCAGUGAAGAUAACCUCAUAUUUAGCCAGAUUGGGGGUGGAGGGGGGAAGAGUGGUGAUGUGGGGGGUGCUGGCCAAUCACAAAGUCAUGCACAGCGCAGGAAGCUAGGGCCAGGUGGGCGGGUGUUACGGAGGCAACACUCCUACGACACGUUUGUGGAUUUGCAGAAGGGUGGGGGCGGCGGACGCAUGGGCGGGGGUGGAGGAGGAGGUGGGGGAGGAGGGGGAGGGGGGCAGCUCCUCCCACCCAGAAGCGUGAGCUUGAAAGACAAAGACCGCUACAUGGAGGGCGUUAGCCCAUACGCCCAAAUGUUUGCCCAGUACGCGGAGAGGGACAGAGAUAGUCCCUCCUUUUUCAGUCGGGGUGGUAGUGAGCGGGAGAGGGCGAAAGGAGGCUCCUCCUUCAGUUUGUUCCGAGGCGAACGAGGCGAAGGUGGGUUGCACCGUCGGUCGGUGGGGGAGAAAGACAUGAGGGACAGGGAUAGAAGAAUGAUGGGUGGUGGAGGUGGAGGUGGUGGGGGCGGUAGUGGCAAAGGGGCCGGGACUUACUCCUUGUCUAAAUCUCUCUACCCAGAUAAGGUGACCCAGAACCCCUUCAUCCCAACCUUCGGCGACGACCAGUGUCUAUUACAUGGCGGCAAACCGUACUACGUCAAAAUGUCUCCACAGCAACAGCAACAACCGCCACAGCAUCUCCUCAACAACAGCCGCGGGGACUUCCGAGGCUCCAUGGGGGUGCCUUCAUAUUUGCCGGCGUCAGCCACGACAGGGGUCAUGUCCAAUGUGACCCCCAGGUUCCCCAAUGAUCUGUGUCUCGGGGGAGGGUUGGGGGGGCCCAUGGGGAACCACCAUGGUCCCAGACUGGGAGGCAACAAGCUACUGCCGGUCAGGGACGGGGGGUUAGGGUUGGUGGGGCAGGGCGGCCAGAGACCCUUCAAUGGCUCGAGCAACGGCCACGUUUACGAGAAGCUCUCCAGCAUCGAGUCUGACGUCUGAAAGAAAGAGAUGGAGCUAGAGAACAGGAUAAUUGCUUCUCCGUCUGAGGAGAACGAAUAGACGCUACAUUGUGGACAUCGUUCUCAUAUUUCUAACUGAGGAAGGUUAGUUGGACAAUGGACACUGCGGACAGAGUGAAGGAAAAUGAAGGAACUGUCAAGUGUAACAGAAAGCGACACGACUUCUAAUGAGGAAAUGAAUGGAUUCUGCUGCUUGACUGUGAGGGAGGAGGAGAGAAAUCUCUCCUCCGUUUCUCCUCUCCUUCUUCACUCCCUCUUUUAUCUUUCCCUCUCUUCCGCUCGCCUGCUGUUCCUUACACCAAAACUAACGUUUUGCUUAGCUAUCAGAAAUACAAUCAAAUUAAUGAAAAAUCUAAUACUUUUCUUGAAGUAACAGGGUAAACUAACAAUAAUUGUAUUGAUAAUGUUGUUAAUGAUAUUAUUGAAUAUAAUUAAAUUGUUUAAGAUGUUCAGUUUGGGCUCGUUUUAUUUAUUUUUUAAUAGUUCAUGUUGUUAUAUAUUUGUACUGUUGUUAAUUAUUUGCUAGGCCACCAUAUUACAGGAGACUAAUAGACUAUUUGUUAGGAAGAAAUGUUAGUUAAGUACCAAUACUUUUAGGUUGUGUAAUUCAGAUUUCUUCUUAAUUCUUGAUUUUCCAUAUUUUCUGUUCUUGGAGUGCUGUGAAAAAGUAUACUGUAUGUGAAAGGCAUGAUUUGCUGAGUACAUUUUCCAUAUACUUGACAUCUUAUAGUGAAGGAGAAAGUACUUAUGUGGCAUCAUACUGGUUUGCAGUUUAGAUUUCUUGUUUUGCCUGGCAGUACGUCGGGAGUAGUGGUGAUCUCAGAUACCGAGCGGGAUGUGCCUUACUGAACUCACUACAAUCAUAAAGAUAUGAAGACUCCUCCUCCUAUCGGUAGAAAGGGUGUUCAUUCUGUGGACAAUUCAGUUAUUAACUAGUAAUUCAUAAAGUGGUUAUCAUGUUCUCUGAGAAUCCGCUUAGCUGAGAUUUUGCUUUAAACGAGAUCCACCCACCUGAAAGGAGAGAGAGUUGCAUCAUGGACGAUGUAGUUUUCUGCUCGUUUCACUCGGGUGCUAGUCAAGAGGAUCUUAUCUCACCCUUUAGCUUUCUAUAAAUCAUUUGAUUUACCGUUUUAAAUCCCAACAUAUCACAAGUCCCCCUUAUAUACCCAAAGGUAAACUAUGAAUUACACUUAUUAUAAUUUUUAUAUAUAUUUUUUUUUAUUACUUGGCAUAGAUGCAGUAUUUGCUAAAUAUAUGUAAAUCCCCUUGUAUGCCUAUAUGUUGCUGGGAAGUGAUUCAAUGGAGUUGGACUUUUUCUACUUUUAAGAUAUGGUCUUAAUGGACUGUUGGACCAUGGUCUGGGAAUGGAGAGAUGAACAGCAGGACGUGUUAUUUCAUUUGUAUUAUGGCAGUAAGCUGUUGCUGCUAUAUUAUCAAGACACGUUUAUUAGAAGGGGGAUGGGUGGGGAGUGGUGUGCUGUGAACACAGGGAGGAAAGAAAGUCUCAGUUGGUUUAUUUAUGGUUUAUUUAUUUCAUUUCACCCAGUCACUGUACUGUUACUGUACUGUAUACUCUAUGUCUCUCCUUAAUUCACGUCAAGGACUUGAUCAAACCACUAAUCAUGUUUGACUUACUUAGAAUGUGUUAUAAUUUCUGAGAUAAUUCAGAUAUCACUAAAGGUGGUCACUUGAGAUGGGGAUUUGGGAGAAAAAUCACUAUUUCACUAUUUGUUAGCUUUUUUCUUUCCUUGUGAAUACCAAAACAAAUCAAUCACUUUAUACAGGCCACACAAGACAGUCUGGAUGUAACAUUCAGUAAAUCUCAGUAAACUUUCAACAUUUUGCCGAAGAUGAUUAUGGAAUGUUCUGGCAAUUUCCAUCAAUGGCUUGAUACAUAAGUAGGAUAAAAGGACAAUGACGUAUGUGAAGCUUGAGUACUUGACCAGAGCAUGAUUACCAUUAGCCUAGUAUUAGCAAGAAUUCUUAAUCUCUGCGUUUAAAAUAAAACCUUAUUUGAAUAAUUCUGUCUAUUUCAACCAGAACAACCACUUUUCAUCUAUCACGGCAAAUAUCUUAUGAAUUUACAAAUGUGAUUGAAGGCACUGGACAGUAUUUUCCUUUUGGAAAAUAGUCCUCACAACUGUCCUGGAAGGUACUUGGUGGAAGGUGGAGAAAAGCAAACCAAUGCAAUGAUUAAAAUGAAAAAACAUUGAAUCUCCACAUAGUGUUGAAAGUAACGUUUUCCCCCCUAUUCUAUUAGCAUUGAGUCCAGUGGUCCAUCAAUGAUAACCUCAUGUCCAUGGAAGAUGACCUCAAAGCCACAACUUAUCACAGACAGAUAUCCAGGUCCAAACUGUAUUUGUGUUCACCUCCAUGUCAUUGUUGUAAUAUACAAUUUAGGACCCCUCAUAUCUUCAUUUUAUUUAUUCUAUUUAUGAAUUACUUUAAGUUAUAGCUGUCUGAAAUAUUACAUUUCUAAGUGAUUUGUCAUUUUGCCAAACCAAAUUGUAAGAUCUAAGCACAAUCAGUGUAAUUGAUUAGUUGAUCAAUACUUGUACAUCCCUAUUGAAACUUUGAAAGAUUUUUCCUUCUUUCAUGACUGACAAGUCAGUGUGUAUGAUAUUGAGUCAGUGUAUAAGGACAUGUGUUCGUAAGGACAUGCAUGCAUCAGUGGAAUUUUUUUAUUUUCCCUUUUUUACUUAGACUCUAUUUUAUCCCAAAAGUGGAUGUUUGGGAAUGAUAUCUGGACUUUUUAAUCGAUUUAAUUGAUUCUGAUCCUUGUUGGUGUGUGUUUGUCUCUGUAAAAAGACAAAUAGAAUUUUGCUCUCAAAAUUGUCGUUAUUUUAAAAUAUUUCAAAUUCAGUAAACAGAUGUCAAUAGGAAUAAUUGCUAUGACAGAAAUAGUUUCAACUGAUUUAUUAUGGUACCAGAAGAAGUGUAAGAAGAGAAGUUCAGGCUUCUCUGCUCCUCUUGACGUUUGGUUGUAAAUACCUGUGAAUGAGGUGAAGGUAUUGGUAUUAUUAAAUGCCCGUGAAUGAGGUGAAGGUAUUGGUAUUAUUAAAUGCCUGUGAAUGAGGUGAAGGUAUUGGUAUUAUUAAAUGCCUGUGAAUGAGGUGAAGGUAUUGGUAUUAUUAAAUGCCUGUGAAUGAGGUGAAGGUAUUGGUAUUAAUAAAUGCCUGUGAAUGAGGUGAAGGUAUUGGUAUUAGUAAAUGCCUGUGAAUGAGGUGAAGGUAUUGGUAUUAGUAAAUGCCUGUGAAUGAGGUGAAGGUAUUGGUAUAACGUUUUUAUGAAGUGAUGAACCAGCUUUGAUUUUCAAUGCUUUUGCUUGUUUUUCCCUAAAACCUCUCUUUCUUCAGUAAGUUUCUUUCUUUCUUUCUUUCUUUCUUUCUUUCUUUCUUUCUUUCUUUCUUUCUUUCUUUCUUUCUUUCUUUCUUUCUUUCUUUCUUUCUUUCUUUCUGUUGUUGUAUGUGCCUCAGUACAUACGCUUGAUUACCUCUGUGUGUGUGUGCGCGUGUGUGUGUGUGUGUGUGUGU